AUGGAAGACGCUCCGGAACGCACAUCGCGAGAGUCAAACCCCUCUGACCCUGGGCCUGAACCAGAUUACUUUCAACUGAAUCCCUCGCAGCCCUCACCGCAGGUGCCACAAAUGGCUCCCCCCAACCACGUUUGGUCGAGUUUGCUGGACGCAGCAAAUGAGCCAAGAACAUCCCAAAGUAUGCCGACAAAACUUGCUGAUUUUCGUCAACCAUUUCCUUUGCCUUCCUUGCUUCGACCACCAAGCUCUAUCGCUCAUGUAUCACCAAACAAGGCUGCCCGUGAGCCUAGUGUUCCUGAUGCGGACAAAUAUACGCCACUUCAUCCGUCUUUGCUUAUUGAACUUAUGCACAAUCAUCCCAUUCUAGAUCACCCUGCUCCCGAGCACUUGCUCGUACUGGAUAUCCGGCCCACAUCAGCGUUUUCGCGCUCGCACCUUCGAGGCAGUGUCAAUGUGUGUGCACCGACAACGCUGCUUCGUCGCUCAGAAUUCACAGUUGAGCGUUUGGAAGAUCAAAUUUUUGAUGACGACACAGAUCGUUCCGAGUUUCGCCGUUGGAUGUCCUACACAAGGCGCGAGCCUACGCAGACAUCUGGACCAUCUUCCCCGUCCUCUUUGCCGGCCAAAUCAACCAGCUGGAUCGUUGUGCUUGAUACCGAUUCGACUAAGCCAACGUCCUUGGGCCGUUCAAGUGCAGGUGGCGGUGGACCUUCACUCAUGGGUCUUUUACGCAAAUUCGAUGCUGCUAGCUAUGGCGGCAUGUUAUGCUGGCUUCGUGGUGGCUUCCAAUCGCUUGCUGCCCUGCCAGAAGCGGUGUCACUCUUGGAGCAUUCACCAGUAGCCACCCAGCCGCGUGCGGCCUCACAUAACCUCCCGCGUGUCCGCGGCUUGUCGUUAGAAGCAUUUUGCCGCAAGACUACGUCCAACUCAAAUGGCGGCUCAGGCGAAGAAAUUCAGGCGACGAACCCCUUUUUUGAUAAUAUCCGACAAAAUUUGGAGCUUUCCUGCGGCAUCACUGAUAUCGUGCCGCUGGAUAUGCACUUCAGCGAUCUGCAGCUCUCGCGUCUACCCAAAUUCUUGUGUGACCUGGCAGCAAUGGAUCCAUCGAAACGUGCUCACCACUUGGCUGAGCAGUUCUUCGUUGUUGAAAAGUGCGAGCAACAACGCCUGCAAAGUGUGAUGCAGCGUCACUCGCAGGAGUCCUCGCUUUCUCUAUCCAACCCAGCAGGCACUAUGAAUACGCGUGCGCCGCCACCAUUAGCGUCAGUGCAUGUAUCGAGUCGGGCAGCCUUCCCACGACUGCCGUCCGCGCAGGAUUCGGCCACGGACAGUUUUCCCUUGAGCAUUACCGCAGCUCUUGAGCGUGGACAUGACCACCGUUAUCGGAACUUUUGGCCAUUCGAGCACAGCCGCGUCAAGUUCAAGUCACCAGCAAGUCGUGCAGAGUAUAUUAACGCUUCAUAUGUCAACCCACUCCGUGCAUGGGGUGCACACCGUGUGUAUGUUGCGACGCAGGCGCCAUUGCCAACAACUUUCUGCGCAUUUUGGGCAGUCGUCUGGGAACAAAAGGUUCCAGCGAUCAUUAUGCUUGCUCGCGAAUUUGAGUCUGGCCGGCUACAAUGUGAUAAUUACUGGGACACUCCUCAUGCGGGACCUUUUGAUGUGCGCGUCGUGCAGAAAUGCGUCCUUACCUCUGCGGACCUUGGACAUGUAGGCGAAUAUGGUUUGCAUGUGCUAGUUCGUCGAACCAUUGAGGUACGACACAAGGAUCUUGCAGACGAGCCUGUACACAGCGUGCAGCAUUACCAGUUCCUAGCGUGGCCGGAUCAUAGUGUGCCAGAGACGCCUGAUCUCUUGCUCGACAUGAUCCGCCUUGUGCACGCUGAAACAGAUACUGCAUCAGAUGCACCAAUAGUCGUGCACUGCUCGGCUGGCAUUGGACGCACAGGUGCGCAUAUCCUUAUCGACUCAGUAAGCACGUUUCUAUCGCGUGUGCAUCGCGUUCUUGAAACAGGUCAAGAUGAUGCUGACGGUUUGUCACUUGCGCAAGCACGCGAGUACUGGAACUCUUCGAAUGAUCUUGUGUAUGAGGCGCUCAUGGUGAUGCGUGAACAGCGCAUGAGUAUGGUUGAAACGGUACGGCAGUAUGUGUUUGUGUACAAGGCGGUGAUUGCAUCUCUCCUGACAUAG
Molecule: messenger RNA, 2190 nt
Organism: Malassezia globosa CBS 7966
Lineage: Eukaryota; Fungi; Basidiomycota; Malasseziomycetes; Malasseziales; Malasseziaceae
Exons: 1
Coding region: 1-2190 (729 amino acids)
Biological process (GO): protein dephosphorylation
Molecular function (GO): protein tyrosine phosphatase activity
Source: RefSeq, a predicted model, not a curated record